This is a messenger RNA of Cladocopium goreaui, 19494 nucleotides long. The record is from the annotation of a GenBank genome assembly. Lineage: Eukaryota; Dinophyceae; Suessiales; Symbiodiniaceae.
AUGGCCAGAGAUCCGAUCUCAUCCCAGCUGAAAACAGAGUGGCUGCUGCCCACAGAAAAGGUCCCGGAGAACUUUCUGGAGGUCCCUGAGCGCUUGCGUGAGAAGAAGCGGAAGUGGGGCGAUGCCUUGGCAGAGCGCGCCCCAAGCGAUUGGAGCGUGGCGUGCGUGGACAUUGACAAGAGCCUGGAGAGCAGCUGGACACAGCUGCGCUUUGAUGGUUUGCUGGGCACCAUCACCACGCAAUUCCGAAGCCGGCCCUCGGAUGGGGGAGGACUUAUGGACGGAACACCAUGGGUGACAGCACGAUGUAGGAAAAGCAGCAUCGCUCAGACCCUGAAGGCCGCGCGCGCGUCUCUGGCGGAGCCGUCUCGGCCGUACACGCCCUUGGAUCGAUCGCUCUUUCAGCGCCCCAAUGAGGGCAGCGAGCCGCGUCCUUCCAGCAGCUAUGGCGUGGAUCAGGUGACCUUCGUUCGCGACACCUUUGGAGCCCGCCCUGAGAGUGCCAGGUCCAGUCGAUCGCGACCGGAUACCAUUCAGGAGGAGGGCGUGCUGGAUCAGGAAGUGGAGAGCAGCGGCAGCGAGGAGCUGACGCCGGUGCAGGCCACCCCGCCUCCGGCGGCCCGCGCGACCUCGGGCUCGCUGGGUGCCUCGCCAUCGGGGCCGCCCAAGCCGCCACGGCCACCGGGAGGAUAUCCCGGCAGCGGAUCCAGGGCCUCCCUGGGCGGCUAUCCGGAUGGCAAUGAGAAGUCGCCCAUGCGGCUCUCCUCGUCCUCUCCGCGCCGCCGUUUGGCCAGCCUCUCCGAUGCGCCAGGGACCCCGGGCUCCGCUGGGCGCCGCUCGGGCAGCGGCUCGCGGCGUGCGAAGGGCGAAGAUCCGGCGGCGCGGCUGGCGCAGGCGCUGGAACUGGGAAGCGUUCCGGUGGCUCGAGCACCCUGCGAGGUGGUCAUUGGCAGAUUGCAGUCCUUGAAGGCCUCCAAAGACAAGGGGCUGGACAAGGAGGACUUUGCUCAACUCUGCGACCGGAUCCUCACCCUGACGAAGGAGAUGAAGGCGGGGCAACAUGUGGACUCCUCCGCGCAGCUGCUGCGGGAGAUCAUGGGAUUGAUGGACGUGAAGGAUUUGAAGGAGUCCAAGUAUCUCUUCAAGCUUGCUCGCUGUGCUUUGGCCUUGCUGUCUGUGGACGCAGCCACUGCCGGUGUCCCCAUCUCUGGAGUCCAAGCAGCGUAUCAGAACAUUGCACAAGUCUUGUUCAAGUACUCGCAGAAGGAAGGCAAUGAUGCGGAGUUCUUAUCCGCCAAACUCAUUGAGCCCUUGAUCGAAGUGCUAGAAUCGACUUCGGACUCAUGUUCAUCCACGGAUCUCCGAGUUUACAUCGUUGGCAUCCUGAAGAACGUGUCGAACGACUCCGCGAAUCAAAAACUUCUGGCGCAGCGGGGUGCCGUUACUGCGCUCUUCAAGUUGAUGGACGGCAAGAUCCUGACGGGAACUCCAAAGGAGGUGCCUCUGUUGAUCCAGGUCACAGCCAGUUUGAGGAAUUUGGCCAGCAACCAGUACAAGCAGUUCCUCACAGAGGAUCACUUGAAUGCCUUGACUAAUGUCAUGGCCACCUAUGCCGGUCAUGUGGAGCUCCUUACCAACGUGGCACGCAUCUUGGCCAAGCUCACCUUGCACGACAAGGCCGCUGAGGCCUUGGCUCGCUCCGACGUGCACCUCCGUCAGAUCGUGCAGACUGUGCGCAGCAACAUGGACUCCCUGGCCUUGUGCCUGCGUCUGCUGUUUGUGCUGGGCAACUUAACGGAGCGCAGCGAUCGUGUGCGGACGGUCUUCGCCUUCGAUUGCGAGGGAACUGCGCUGGUUCCCGAAUUGUUGGGCAAGUAUUGGCAGAAGGAACGGCAGCAUGCUGCGGAGAAAAGCAAGGCGGGCAGCGCGGCCGGCGCCUCGGAGUUUGAGGAGGUCUUAGUGAAGCUGGUGAGGUUGUUGGCCAAUGUUGCCAUCAGCCCCAGCGCGGGCCCCACCCUGGCUGCCAGCAGUGCGGUCGCCGAACCCUUGCUGGACAUGUUGGGAGCGAAGCGCAUCAGCGACAGUGAAGAGCUGGUCUUAAAUGUGGUGGCCGCGAUCACCAAUUUGCUCUUCUAUGAUGUGCCAGCGAACCUGCUGUUUCACGAGGAGAGCAAGCAGUUGCUCUGCAGAUUGUUCAGGCCAUUGCUGCUGGAGUCCUACAACGUCGAGGCGCUGGUGGAAACGGCCCGUGCCUUGGGCAAUUUGUCCAGACAUGCGGAUGCCCGACGAUGCAUGGCCAGUCUUCGCCUGGAUGAGAUCCUUGUCAUUCUGUUGGACCAUGAUGACCGGGAUUUGGUCUUCUAUUCCUGUGGUGCUUUGGUGAACCUCGCGGCCGACUCCGAGUGCAUCCCCCGUCUCGCUGGGUCCACGCCGGCGGUGCAGAAGUUGGCCAAGCUGCUGGGAGAUGCGCCCUGCAACGAUCCCAUGCUGCAGCUGGUUGCGGUAAAGGUGCUGACCAACCUAUCACUGGACUCCCGUGCUGCGUGGCCCAUGGAGGAUAUGGAACUGGUGCGCGGUGUGUUGGCGCAAAGCAUUGCGGACAGCCAGGAGGUCGGGGACGAUCAUGAGAGGCAGCAGCUGAUUGAUCUGGCCCGACACCUGCAGGGGCGCCUGCCGGCCGCGCCAGACCCCCCUGCGCCGGCCGCGCCCGCGGACGCGGAGUGGUUCUACUGCCGCGCGGAGGGCUGCGGGCGCCGCUUCGGCAGCGGCGAGAAGCUGGCGGCACAUGUGCAGAGGAGGCAUCAGCAGGACGAGGUCAUGAAGAAGCACGUUGGUUCUCAAAAAUGGCACCGUAUGGCGUGGUUUAUUGCUGAGCUUUCUGCGAAGGCAUGUUGCAACAGGCCCAUUUUGCCUGUGGAAGUUUUGCACCUCCAGGGCUUUCCAGCCAGGGAUCCCAUGUUGGCCAAGGCGUUGCAGGGAUUGACCGACCAGGAGGUAAUUAUGGGGGCUGGAAAUGCCAUGAGCGUGCCGGUUAUUGGUGCAGUCUUGGCUGAUGUUUUCGUCAAGACGUUGGUUGGCAGGCUGGAUGUGGCAAUGGAGGUUUCCGAGUCCGAAGAAGACGAUGAGGCGAAUGGUGCCACUUUUCCUCGCUUCAAAUGCGGCUGCUGGUUGCACCUAAGGAGAUUGCCGGAUGGCCCUGGUCAGUUGGCACAGGAGGGGGUGAGCGUCCACUCAGGGCGUCGCAGUGAGAAGCUGCUGCUGGGACGGGAUGCCAGGAGAGCAUCUGGUCUGCUUUUGGAGGCACAAAGUGGUCCCAAAAGCCAUAAAUCGGUGCUGAGCCGUUUGCAUGCGGAGAUCAUCCCAGGUCGUCAGCCUUGCGAAGCGUUCCUGCGAGACUUGGGCAGCACCAACGGCACCUGGGUGCUGGGUAAAGGCCGAGUGAGCCCGCAAGAUGUGGACGGAGAGGCGCUGGCCGGUGGAGACGAAAUAUCCCUGGGAGUGGAUCCUGCGACGUGGCAAGGCACUGCACCCGGCGGACCCGACCCAGAAGACUUCCGCUUCCUCUUUCGUGUGGAAAUGCCUAGCCCCAGGCGCCGGCGCCACAGCGCCGCCGCACCGCCGAACCCCCCGGCGCCGCACCCGACGGCGCCGCACCCUUCGCCGGCGGAAGCGCUGCCGUCAGCAGCAGAGACCAUCGCAGCGCUGGAGAUGGACGAAACAAACGGUGGACACCCGUCGUGGGGGCUGUGCAGCACUGAUGGCGGCGGUGGAGCGGAUGUGACGCCGAGGAUGGCUCCCAAGCGAUGCCUGUCGCUCGCCCUCCUAGCGCUGGCCCUCCUAGCGCCGAAGCUUGGCGCCUCGGGGCAACGGCUGGAGAUCUUGCGCGCGACACGUGCGGAGCGACGUGUGAUGGUGGCGGAUGAAGUCUUAGCGGCUCGGCCGGCCAAAAAUUUCGGCGCUGCGCUGCGCCUCGUGCCCCAGGGGCUGCAUGCUGUCGGCGGCCUUCAGCCGCUUCCCGUGGCGCGGCAACGGCUGACGUAUGUCCCAGAUCUGCUGCCGAAACUGCAAUCCGAACCGGAGUGCAUUUGUGGCGUGAGUUACGAGGAGAUGCAGCUCAGGACCCAGGCCUGGCCGGGGGACCAGGGCUUCAACGUGCUGACGGAGCGUCGCCCAGCCUUCAUCCAUGGCGUGCCCCAAACGCCGGAGAUCUAUGCCUCGGGCAUCUGGAAAUUUGACGCCUUGCUGGCCAACAUCAAAUGCCCCAACGAGGCCAACAUGACCCCGGCCCUGGCGCGGAUCCGGCGUUUCGGCAUCAAUGGGCCACCCUUGGUCGCAGCUGAAGAACGAAGAUAUAUGCCUGGCAGACAUGCUCCAGCCCCUGUUGAUCCUCCUCCUUUGGAUCCAGCUUGCCAACGAGCCCAAUGGAUGUGCCUUAAGUGUAGAACUGAUGACUGGAGUGUUGAUGAAGAUGGGAUGUAUCGAUGCAUGCAAUGUGGUGGAUGCGAGUUCUUUAACGUUGGAGAGCCGGCCAAGUUAGAGACAGCCACUGGAACUUGGUUGUAUGUGCCCCAUCGUUCCACUUCAAGGUCAGUUUCUGGUGGUUCUUCACAUGGUUCUGUGGAAGGAUCCCCUGUGAAGUCUUCGAAAAGUCCUGCAGCUGCUCAUGCAAAGUUUCCUGAUGAGCCAUCAGUUGGAAGCCAUGCAGAGCGUGCCGAGUCAGAGACGCCUACGACUGAUCCUGUGGUUGAUCUAGAUGAUGUUGGUUCCCACAGACGCCGACGUCGUAGAGGUUCCAGUUCCUCUUCAGUUGUUCAAGCCCCAGUUGCACCAGCUCUUCAUCAUGGAGGUUCAGCGGACUCUGGUGGAAGACUCAGUGCCAAUGGCGAACUGCUGAAUGUGAUGCGACAAUUAUUGAAUGAUCGAAAGAAGAAAGAUACAGAUAGUGAGAGCUCCUGGAAUAGUGCGCGUGGUCCUGCCCGCGGAGUCAGAUGGCGCGGUGGCACUCCUCCUCAGCCACCCAGAUGGCAGUACCAGCAGAAUGACCUUCGUGCCUUUAGCAAAUACGAGCGCAAGGUUGAGACGUGGGUCAUGCAAUCCAGGAACUAUAUGACUUCGAGCGAGAUGGGUCUUGCGCUUUAUGUUUCUUUGACUGGCGAGGCUGAGUCAGAGGCUGAGCACUUCGACCUGAAGAAGGUGAACGCCAAGGAUGGCGUGAAGUAUAUUUUGGAUGAAUUGCGCGGUCCUCUCCAACAGCGCAUUCUUUUCCAAAAACGGAAACUGCUGAGUGAUUUCGAGACUGUCAAGCGGACUGCUCAUGAAACCGUGCGCCAAUACCUGAACAGAUAUCGACGGAUUGAACGCGAUUUGGACAAUGUGGGCAUUCAGUCAUCUGCUAUGUAUGAUGCUGAGUCGCGUGGCAAUCGGGUGCUUGAGCGGUGCCUUCUUUCUCCGGAGCUUCAGCGCUUAGUCCUCAUUGGCGCUGGCAAUGACCUUCACUAUGAGAAGAUUUAUGAGAGCCUGUGCCUUCAGUUUCCUGAUUUCAAGCCGAGCCCUCCCUUGUUUUUUCCUGGAAACCAAUGGGGAAACAGUGGCAAGGGUAGCAAUAAGGGUUCACCAUCAAGUUCAACGGGGUCCAUGACUAGCACUUCAGCGUCCUCCCAAAGAUCCUCUUCAAGUAGUUUUUCGGGCAAGUCAUCCUCAAAGGGGAAGGGUUAUCCAAAGCGUGCAUUCCAAACGGAACUUGCAGACGGUGACCAGACUGCUGGCGACAAUGAGGAAUUUGAAGAGGCAGUUGGGGAUGAGAGUGAACUUGGCCCCAUUGCAGAAGAAGAUGAAAAUGCCGAGUGUGCUGAUGGAGACGAAGCCGAUGCCGAUGAUGUAGCUUUGAAUCCUGAUGACAUAGCAGAGCUUGCCCAAGUUCUCACAGUUACGUCAAAGAAGUUGCAGGCUUCUGUGCUUGGUCGCAAAUUUUCUGGCCGCAAAAGCAUUGAGGAGCGCAAGAAGUCCUCGUCAUGCAGUGCCUGCGGACAAGUGGGACAUUGGGCAGGCGAUAGUGUCUGUCCUGUUUCAGCUGAGCGUGGUGGCAAGCGAGAUGGAAAAGGGCAUCAAACUGGUGGUUCGAGUGUAGCUACCCCCAAGUCUUCUGGCAACUUUGGGGGCAAAGGCAUCAAGAAGAGCUAUGUGGUUGGACUAUCUCAUGAUGACCAUCAACACGAUGACCCAGAACACCAUGAAGUAGAUCCCCAAUCCAGUUAUUUCACCUUCACCACCAAUUUGGUUCUUGGGGCAGAUCUUUCGACAGCAUGGGUGACCGAAGCAAUUGACCUGGGUGGUUUUAUGUUUUUGGAUACUGCAUGUCAGCGUUCAUGUUGUGGUGAGCAUUGGUUGAAGACCCAUUCAGAAAUCCUUCAUCGCCACGAUCUCCGGGUCAAGAUGUUUGACUGCACCGACCACUUCCAGUUUGGCUCAGGAGCUCCAGUGGUGUCUUCGACAAGAGCCUACUUUCCAGCUUCAAUGCCAGGGCGCUCAGAAGCUUCCUUUCGAUGGGAGAAUGUGGUGAUCAAGGUGAUGAUGUUGUAUUUUCGGGCCUACAAGGCCAUGUCCACGCUGGUGAAAUUCGGCCUGAUGCCACGACAGUGGAUGACCACAUGGGAGCACCAACAGGAACUGGAAAGGCAGAAGAAGGAGCUGGCGCCAAAGAUGAAGGUGGUCAAUCCUGCAACUUGCCUUCAUCCAGCCUUUCAUCGAUACGGCAACGUGCACGGGUCCUUCAGCAAGUGCAAGAGGUGCCACCAGCGGUACAAGUGGGAUCUGGAAAGAGAAGGUUGGGUGGUUCAUGGAAGUCCUCAGUUGCAACCUUCUUCGCACUUGCCGCCUCCCUCCUCAUCCACCAUCCUGCCAAUCAUGGACAUGCCAACCAAGGGCAAGGGCAGGAGUGGCAAGAAAGGGACAUCUUCGAAAGCCAGAGCGAAGCCGAAAGCCCAUGCCACCGACCACCGACCGGUGGAAGCCCUGCAGGUCUUUUUGCCGGAGAUGGAGUCGGAGAUUCCCUACGACUCGGAUGCAUACCCACCGAGUUCGGACGGAGGCCCGGACGGCUUUCACGGCUGGGACGUGAACAUGACGCUCGAGGCUGAUUUUUAUGAAGUGCCAGAUCCAUGCCCAAUUCACCUCCAUCAACUAUGCCCGGAGUGCGUUGUUGAGAUGCAGUAUGAGGAUGGCAGGAACCAAUCACUCACUUAUGAAUGGGGUGACAGUUCCGGGGCAUUCCAAAUGAAAAGUGCAUGGACUGGCAAAACAGUUUUCAAGUUGAAGUCUCCACCACAUGCAGCUUUGAUUUCCAACCGUGACCGGAAGACUUUGCGUCAUUCAGUGCGACAGCUUGUGAAUUUGGCCCAACUUGAACAUGAGGUUUUGACUUCCACCUCAAGUUCAAAUCCAAACCCUCUCCAACGGCACAAGCAUCGGUCUCGUGUGGAUUUGCUUGAGACCUUUGCAGGAAGGGCUGGACUUUCCUUCCGUGCCAAGAGCUAUGGACUUAAAGCUCUGGGGCCAAUUGACUUCAACACAGGCUAUGACCUGAGCAAGGUAGAACACCAGGCCCACGUGGAUCACCUGUUGGACUUUUACAGGCCACUGUUUCUUGUUCAGGGCAUUGAUUGCACAGACUGGUGUCUGCUUCAGGACAAUGUCAACUACGUUAGACGCAAAAUCCUUCUUUUGAUGCGCCGUGCCAAGGCAAGGAAGCUGCUGAAGAAGAUCGUGGAUUGGUGUAUCAAACAAUCCAAUGCUGGUCGUUUCUUCCUCAUCGAAAACCCUGUGACCAGUAGACUUUGGGUGGAGCCUUUGAUUCUAAAGUUGUCGAAGUUGCCUGGCGUGAGUUUUUCAAUUUGCCAUUCAGGAGCCUACGGUGCGGUGAAUUCCAAGCACCAGAUGAUCCGCAAGACCUUCAAGUUCCUGGGCAAUUGUCCUCAUGUUUUGGCUCGGCUGACGCGCCGUUUGAGCCCUGAGCAACUUCGCCAAUGUGUCAAGCUGGAAGGCAAGGAGACCACUUUGUCUCAGCACUACCCUGAUGAGAUGGUCAAAGAGAUGCUCAUUGGCAUCAAGCAGACUGCUAUGGAGCUGGAUCCUCAACGCUUCAUGAUGCCAAGGUCUUCUCAACACUCAGUUUGGGUAGCCCAGCACAAUGACAAUCCUGAAGAUUGGAAGCCGCUUUUUGAAUCUGCCCAGCGGACUUUCGACACAACUCGCAUGAAGAGCUACGUGCUUGCAACUUCUGAUCCUCUUUGGAAGUCGGUCAGUGACAUGGUGAAAUGGCACAAGCUUGAGCGAGUUCAGAUCGCUGUGCAGCCUGCUAUGCUACGACUUCCAGCUCAUAUCCCACACACCCAUCGUGGAUUUGCAUUGCUCUACAACGAUGGUGAGAUCGACGUUGUUGUGGAGGACCUCUCUGAUGUGCGACAUCCCAGAGCUCGCUUUCGGAAGCCUGUCAAUCUUGGAAUUUUCUUCUUUGGACAUGCAGAGGUUCUACAGCAAGUACCGCAACAAGAGCGAGCUCCACAACAAGAUGUGGUGACUAUAGAUGAUGAUCCUCAAAGCAUCGUCGCACACACUGUCGAUGGCAUUUCUUUUCCCAAGCUGCCUGGACUCCCGCAGCAACUGAAGACCAUUCUCUCACGACUCCAUCGAAAUCUUGGGCAUCCUCACGCCAAUGAGCUCAAGAAGAUGUUGGCCAUGAAUGGCAUCAAAGACCAGAAGCUCUAUGAUGCGGUCGAGGCCUUGACUUGCGAGUCAUGUUUGAGAGUGAAGGGGCCAUCUCGCCCUGAACCUUCGGGCAUUCCCCAUGAUGUUUGUCUUCAGUUUGCUGAUGCGGUUCAGAUCGAUUUGUUCUAUGUCAGGGACAUUCGAGCUGUGAACUAUGUUUUUCUGGGCAUUAUUGACGAAUGCACCCACUUUCACAUGGCUUUGCUCUUGCGAGACCGUAGCCCUGAAGAAGUUGAGUUUCAAUUCGUGUCCCACUGGGCACGUGUUUUUGGAUUUCCACUUCGCAUGAAAGCUGAUCCAGAUGGAUCCUUCAGGGGCUACUUUGAAGCUUCCAUGGACCAGGCUGGUGUCUUUGUGGACUUUAUCCCAGCCGAGUCCCAUCAUCGCAUUGGUCUCAUUGAGCGCCACAACUCUGUGCUGAGAGACUUGAUGGAGCGCAUCAUCGACUCCAGAGCAGUCUCCAAUGAAGCCAUGAUGGAGCAGGCCGUGGUUGCAGCAUGCUUCGCAAAGAAUUCUUGCACUUGGUCCUCUGGUCGUCCUCCUUUCAUAGCCGCCUUUGGCCGAAUCCCAAGAAUGGGGACAAAUCUCCUGUCUGACAGUCGUGGACUUGUGACGGGCCAGACUCGAGAUGAGCUUCAGAAGGAAGCCGGUCUGCUGAGGAUUGAAGCCCAACAGCACCUCGCUGCCAUGAGCAUCGACAGCAAUCUCAGAAGAGCCCUCUUGAGAAAAUCAACUACGACAGGUCCUCAAGAUCUUCCCGUUGGCUCUAUUGCUGCUUACUGGCGCUGGACAGCCAAGUCCGGUAAAAAGCGCGGUGGCUACAAGCUUGCCAGAAUUCUUGGAAGAGAUCUCGAUGGCAAAAGCUUAUGGCUUCAAGCUGGCACCAACACCAUCAAGGUUGCCCCUCACCAGAUUCGUCCAGCUCUUGGAUUUGAGCAGUGGACUCCAAGUUAUGAGGACAUUAAGUCGCUGCGGUCUGCAGUUGAGAACCUUCAACAUGGUGAACUGGCCGAUGAGCAGAUUCCUCCUCCAGCACCUGGACAGGAGCAUCCUGGAUUUGACGAGCUCCAGCCUCAAAUCGCAGUGCCUCAACAAGAGUUCAGUGAUGCUGAGUUUGUUCCAAUUCCAUCAGAGCCAGUUCCACCAACUCCUCCUCCAAUGGUUCUCCAAGACCAAGCUACACUGCAAGAAGAAGCAGUCCAGACAGAUCCAUAUGUCCAGCAGCCCAUCAACUUCAACAUGAGCUCUCCGACCUAUCGCAAUACGAUCAUCCAGAACCAGUCUUUUGGGAUGACGGAAGGUCAACGAGCUCAGCCCAAAGUGAACAUCCCUGUGAGAAAAACCCAUCGAUCGAGAUCCACCACUCCAGUACCGCAAAGGUCUCUUCGUGACCGACCACGUGGUAGCAAUGAUCCAUUGCCCUCAUUGCCUUCAAGACCUGGUGGUUCUCUGCAAGAUCAACGACAAGAGAGUCAGGUUCCGGGUGAUGCGACUCCGGUUCUUCCUGACGCUCCUCCAAGUGCAGUCAUCACCAUUCCUGACGAUGAUGCUGAACAACCUUCAGUGCCACAGCUGCCCAUUGGACUUGCCGAUCAACCUCUAGCUGAGCCGGCCAUUGCACCAGAGGUUGGCGACAUUGCUCCAACGACACCUGAGGGCCUGAAGAUGACUCCUGCAAAGCGCACCAUUGACGAUGUUGAGAGCCCAGCUGAACAACGAGUGUCCAGCGCGCAUCAGGUGCACAAUGUUUCACUUCAUGAAGAACCUCAACAUGAGGAGACUUCAAAUUCAACUUUCAAUGCAAGUUCGCGUCGUGAUGAGCGCUCUUUUGAUUUUGUUUUGGAUGAUGUGGACGGCAUUCAUCUCCUUCCUGAGGGCUUUGACGGCUCCAAUGACAUCUACAUGCCGUAUGCCCACAAGAUCUACAUGAAUGCCUAUAGAAAGGACAAGAACUACCAUGGGACAGGGUCUAGCGACGAGUCUGACGCUGACGUUGCAGACUUCAGAGGUCAGAAGACACCCAUCGCACCAACCUUGACACGUCAAGAACGAAAGGCCCUUGACAAGGAGAUCCCAUGGCAAACCAUUUUGAAGAUGGACCAGUCCUCAAUUCAAGCCUAUGUCGAAGCAGCCCAAGCAGAAGAGAAGUCCUGGCAACAAUUUGGAUCAGUCAGACCUUUGACCAACCAUGAGGCCAGAGCGAUCUUGAAUGACAAGAAGCUGAGACGCCGCAUUUUGCGGUCAAGAGCGGCCUAUCGAGACAAGUCGAAGGGAGCUGAGGCCUUGCGAGCCAAAUGCAGGGUCGUGGCAAUUGGCUGCCUUGAUCCAGAUCUAUGGACCCUUCAACGCGAAGCUGCAACUCCAACUCGACAGUCAGAGUUUGUCCUCUAUGCCAUCUUCCUUGCCGGUAAGAAUGGUAUUCUUUUUGGUGGCAACUCUGGAACUUGGCUGUUGUGGGGCGGUGACGUGAAAACAGCAUUUCUUCAAGGUGAUCCGGAAGAGCGAGAGCAACCGCUCUAUCUUUUACCACCCCAAGACGGGAUCACCAAGUUGGCAAAGACUUUUCAGGCAAUGCUUUACCUUGUGAAAGGGAACAUCUAUGGUCUUGCGAAUGCCCCGAGAACAUGGUGUCGGCAUGUGAUCGCGACUCUUUUGCGAGCUGGCUAUGUGCAGGGCUCUUUGGACAAGAUGCUGUUCUUCUUGCACAAGAAGUUCGAUGGCUGCAAGCAUCCAGUCCUCUGCGCAGUUGCCAUCGUGUAUGUGGAUGACUUUUUGCUGGCACAUGAUUCAAGGUACGACCGAAAUCAUUUGCUCCAGUUGUUCAAAUGGGGAAGCCAAAAUGAGUUAACUUUAGAUAACCCCUUAGAGUUCAAAGGUAAGCAAAUAACCCUGAAGCAAAACCCUGCCACUGGCGAGUACGAGAUUCACCUGAAUCAGCAGAAGUUCAUCUCUGAGAUGAAGAGCGGCAAGGUGAACCGAAAGCUGCUGAAAGAGACCAUCGAUCAGAAGGACCUCGGUGAGUUCAGAUCAGUUGCAGGAUGUCUUCAGUGGCUUGCUGGUCAAACGAGACCAGAUGUUGCUGCGGUUGUUAGCCUUUGCAGCAAAGGAGCCAAGUCAACAUAUGAAGAUCUGCAGAGCAUGUAUUCAGCAGUGGACCACCUUCAUGCGACGAAGGAGCAUGGCAUUGUCCUGCAGCCGGUGCCCAUCAACUAUGCCACCAUGCUGGUGACUUUCGCCGACUCAUCAUGGGCGAAUGCUGAGGGGCAUGCGAGCCAACAUGGAUCACUUAUCCUUUUAGCUGAUCCAAGGGCUACAGAUGUGGUUUCACCUGGUUUGCUUUUAGAUUGGAAGAGUUCUAGGAGCAGCCGAGUUUGCAGAAGCACUCUUGCUGCGGAAGCUUCAGCAGCAGAUGCAUCGGUAGAUAGGGCAUCCUUUUUGAAUUACCAAUUGAGUGAACUGUUGCUGAAUCGUCCUGCUUUCCACAUCUCCUCGAAAGAACUGUUGCGACAGAUACAGGACAACUCCUUGCUGUGGUUCCGUCGCGUGGAAACGGCCUUUGGGGUGGAGGACAUCGAUCGCCUCUUGGCCAAUGCAUCGAAGUCCUACAACAGCAGACGCGCCAUCUUUUUGCUUCCAGUGAAGCGCACCAAGAACGGCCGCACCCGACAGCUGGGACUCAGCUUGGAGGAGCUGGCGCCAUGCCGUUUGGACUUGCCAUUGCUCACAGGGCCCAAUGGGGAGCCAGCAGACAGUGUUGAACGGAUCGGAGCCUUAGAGGAGAAACGCUUUCUGUGCAAAAGCCAUGAGAUUCAGGGUGCACAUCGGCAGAUGAAGAGCAUCAUGGAUCGCGUGUUGACGGCUGGGCGUCAGGAGGGGCAUUGCACCUCGGAUUGGCGCACGACCUUCCCGGCUCGUGGCUCCGGCGGCCCUGGCGGCACAUCGGGGAAGGAGUACGUUUGGGGAGAAGAUCCCCAGCAGAACCAGAGCUACUCGCCCUACACCACGCAGGUCCUGGAGGAACGCUUUCGGAAGGUUGGCAUCCUGUACUAUCGGCGAGAUUUUCGCACGCCAACCCUGGCUGACAACAUGCCUUGCUCGGUGUAUCGCUGGCAGCUCCGACUGCGAGCCCACAACAUGCGCGAGCGUGCUGUGUCCUACACAGCGUCAGAUGAGGUGAAUGGCUGUUGGUCCAUGAUGGAGCACGCCUUCCAGUUCCAGACCAUCUCCGAAACCACCGAGUCGCAAAGUUGCACCAAGGAUCCCGAAGACAAUGCCUUCUUUUUCGACCCUUGCUGCAAUCUGCAAAAGCUACGGCAGCAAUGCUGCGCCAAAAGUCUGAAUGUCAUCGAAAAGCCCGUGCUGGCCUCACUGGACGGUGCAUCCCUGGCGCAGUGCCGCCACGCGCGUGGCGCCGGCUUCGUGAAGGCAGCGCUCAGCGCGGGGCUGGCGUGGCAGCGGCGCCUCAGAGAGCCCAGCGGAACGCAGAUUGGAUGGAAACAGCUGGCGCUGCAGGAACAAGCCAACGCAGCCAUGUGGCGUAGCAUCGAGCAGUGUCAUGUGGACGUCAUGGGUCGCUUCGAUCGCGAGCUUGGACAGUACGUGGGACUUCCGUGCUUGGUGGAUGCCGAUUGCUUCACCAAGUGUCGCAAACCCGCGCUGGCCAGUCUGCAGGCCAAGGUGGCUUUGAAGGAGAACAGCCGACAGAAGACCCUGGUUUUGGGUCGUUGCACUGUGCCCAGUGACAGUCGUCAUGUGUACCUGGUGCGGUGCCUGUCACGACGGCUGGGUAAGGAGCUGCUGGAGCUCUUGGCCGCCGAAUUGGCCCUGGACUUCCGCUCCCGCGACGAAGCCUCGGUGCUCACGGCCUUGACGGACAAAACCAGCUCCAGCUUCGUUUGCGUUGGUCCACAUGCCACCCCUGGAGUCCAGGUGACGCAAACGCAGUGCUUGAGCGCCAUGGGCUGCAAUUGGCAUCACGAAAUCAGGACUCGUGAGGAAUGCACCAAAGAGCAGUUCCAAAACGACAUGUUCUGUGGAUGUCAGGAAGGCAUGUGCCCGCAACAAAGCCUCCGCGCGGGGUGCAUCACGGGGCAGAUCUACACGGACUACUGCGGCGAGGCGCGCGAGAUGCUGCGGCCCCUGGAGCUGGCCUGUUCGAUCAUCGCCACCACGGCCAUGGAGUUCAAGCGCUGCCGAGACCUGGCCGAUGCGCAUAGUUUCAUGUAUCGCUGGUGCAUCAGCCUUCCAUGUAACCCGCGCGAUGUCUACUUUCUGGCAGAUGAAAGGUGCAACGACAACAUGCGCCGCGAAUUCCAAGCGUGUUACGACUCCUGCGUGAUGCCCAGUGGGCCCAAUCCAGACAUCACGGUGCGUGAGGUUUGUUUCCAGGAGCUCUUUGAGAAUGAGACGGAUCAGGACUGCUACCUAAAACCUGGAGAUACCAGGGUCCACUACAGUCCGCCUCUGGGAGCCGAGACCAUCCAGGAGAACUGGGCUGGCGCCAUGACAUUGGAGCUGCCCAUCACCCGUAGGCCCAGAUAUUGCUCUAUCAGAUUCUGGCAGGAGCUGCAGCAGGCGAAGAAACCUCGGUCGCUAAACGCGGAGCGCGCGCGGCUGCUGUAUCGUCUCAGUCGGGAGGCGGAAGCCAGAGAGGUGGAGUUGCGACGGACUGAAGGCCAACGACGAGAGGAUGAGGUUUUCUUAACACAGGAGCCGGAGCGCUUCUUCGGCUGCGACAUGGGCGCCUUGUCGUUGACCGCCGAAUCGAGCCAGGCCUGCCGGGCCAAGACGGAGUACCUGUGCUGCUUCUCACCAGGAAACCUCACCAGUGGCACUUGUGAAUUCUGUCGUGAAGCCAACACGACCUCCUGUUCCAUUGGUCAGAAGCUCAUGGCCAUUUGGGCGCCGAAUUUACAGAUCUAUGCCGCAACCCUGGCUGAAGACUUGGGUUCCGACUUGGCACGCGUGGACUGGGAGGCACCAAGGGCUGGAAAGGACGGGGACAUCUACUACCGCCAGGUGCCCUGGUCCUGGCUCCGCACCAUCAGCGGGGCUGGCUGCCACCCGGUCUCUGAGGGCUGCGCGGCGCAUUCGCAGUGCCCCUUCCGGAGCUACUGCUUCAGUUGCGAGACAUGUGCGCUGGCCUAUGGAGGGAAUCCACCUCCCGGACUCUGCGAUCCGUGCCCAACCCAUCGUGGAGGCGGCUGUGGAAGCAUCGACGCCUGCAUCCGGCUGCAAGAUAGUAUUGAUGGGGUUUGCCCAACAGAGGGCUUGACAGUGUGUCCCUGCAAAGAGGAGUGGAGCGUGAGGUAUCAAUAUCCCGGAGCUCCCACAGAAGAGAGCAUCAACGAUUGUUACUUCGACAGCUCUUCCAACACACGCUGGUGUGAGGUGGAUGCGGCCUAUUACAACACGGGAUGCAACCUGCAGCGCAUCGUGGGCAAGGAUCGCUUCAUCUUUUGGCAAAGUUGUCGUCCAAAGACCUGUGAUCACUGCAGCUGCGAUUGCAGCAGCCGCUGCCAAGCCUUCGACAUUCUGCCGCUGCAGGGACGUUUGCCCGUGGAGGUGACGCUGGGACAGCUGGAUGCACCUCUGGACAACAGCUUCAAACUUUGGGCUGGAGUCAUCGCCCCCAACUGCACGGUUGGCAGUUCCGCCCGUAUCCGCGAUGUCUGCAAGUUCUGUGUGGCCUGUUGCAACGACUUUUGUAAUGCCAAGGCCAAGAACGAGGGCGGAUUUGACUGCACCACCACCCAAGUCUCGGGCUGUUCGGAUAUGGUGCAUGGCUGGGUCGACAGCGUUGGACGUGAUUGCCCCACCUAUGUGAUCAAUUCCUUGUGCACGCAGCAAGGGCUCUACGGUACCAAUUGGGUCUACAACCCUCCGCGCAGCUUCGCGGAUUUCUCCUCCAGCGACUUGGCCGCCACGGACGUGUGCUGCGACUGCGGGGGCGGAGUGGACUGCAGCGAUUCGCCCUUUGAUUGGAAGGAUGCAGAUGGACACCCGUGCUCCACUUACGAGGUUUUCAAGUGGUGCAAUCGCACCGGCUAUGGCCCUGGCUGGGACCUCCAGCGAGGUCCCUUCACCCUGGGCACAUCAGGCGUCGAUGCGCACACCGCCUGCUGCGUUUGCGGCGGAGGAGAUGCUUUGUCGGUGCCAGAGGUGGUGAACAACUUGGUUGACUCCGAGACGGUCUGCCUGGCCGUGUGGCCAGGCCGUGCGCAGUGGCGCACACCACCCUGGUAUCAACGAAGCAUCCACCUUUGUCAGCUCAACAGCAACGUUUGCGCGCGGAAGUUGACGGCCACCAAGUACGACCCAAGCAAGGCAGCCAACGUGGCGGACGAUGAGAGGAUCUAUGGCCUUUGUCUUCAACGUGCUUACGACACCGGGACCCUGCCAUAUCUGGAAGACUUCGAGAUGUCGCUCACACCGGUGGGCACGGGACGAAGGUUGGCCAACAUUUCCAACUUGUCAGAGGCUGAGCAAAGGCUUCUGGCCAUCUUGGACCGGAAUCAGGAGAUGGACCCAACGGCCCUGACCCGGGAGCUUUUCCUGGACGGUGCCGCCAUUCGAUCAGACUUCUUUGGAAACCGCGGACGCGGCAUGUGCGUCUAUCGGAUGCCCGAUCCACGGCAGAUGUUCGGUGGGCCCAACCGGCAGAUGUAUCCGCCUCCCCUCCUUCCGCCCCUCCGUGGCUCUGUGGAUGUCUUCGAACGGCCCAGUCUGCAAGCGCUGGGAUGGCCCAAGGCCUUCUUCCCGGCGCUCUUCGAGCAGGGCGGCGCGGAACUGGCCAUGGCCCGCGCGGUGGGCGAGGUCUUCGGGGGCCAAGCCCUGGACACCUCCACGGACAUCAGCAGCGUGCUGCGGGGGCUCUUGGCCAGUAAGGGGAUCAGCAUUGUCCCGGAGGGCGAGUUCCAACAAAGAGUGCAACAAUGGAUGAACUUGGUGGCACAGGUGGAAUGUAAAGGACCCAGGGACGACCUGAGCAAGUUCUCGGAACCCACGCAGUGGUCGCCCUCCAUCCUCCACGAUCAGGUGAGUUGCGAAGUGGCCCGCUGCGACGUGGAUGAGAUGAUCCUGGAUGAUCUCCGAUGUCGUUUGACCUACGGCUGCACUGCCGACUGCACUUUUUGUGCGUCCCCGGCCCUUGCCACACAAGACAACGGCUUGUGCAUUUCGACAGAUGUCGCCCAAUGCGCUACGCUGGGCGGCCUCAUCCUGGAGGGUGACAUCUUCGACGAGACCAUGGGCGUGAAGCGCUUCCAGCGCAUCUGUGCGCUGCGCCAUCGGCCCUUGAUGUAUUGUUUGGGGCCUGGUUUCUCCAUCAAACGCUGCGAGAACUUUGAUGAAAACAGCUGUGAGUCAGACCCCGUGGCUCAAGUCAUGGGUUGCUUCCAAAGCGUCAGGACCUGUCAGACAGAAGAUUUGUGCACCUUGUCGGGUCACUGCAGUGACCGUGAUAUCGGACUCAGCUGGGCCACGCCGGGCACCUGUGUGGUGACGCCCAUGGACGACGACUACCUGCAGCAGGGCUGUGUCAUUGGUGGCGCCAGCUCGUUCCCAGAUGGCACCUGUUUCUUCCGCUUGGAUCCUCCCUUCGGAAUGGAGGUGCGUCAGAAGCACGGCUUAAUGGAUCUCUCGGAGCAGACCUCCAGCAAUGUCUCCGGCACCGACCUGGAGGAUGCAGCCGCCUGGGCGGCUUCGCUGCAGCAGGCGCAGCUGGCGGCCGAGACCGGGGACUUCGACGAGAUCCGCCGGCGGCUGCGCUCCGCGGGGCGGCUGAACCGCACGGAGUGUGAGGCGCUGAAUCCCUUGGCGCCGCCCUUUAAGGCUGUAUGGGUCGAGCGUUCUGUCACGCCCACGUCGUGUUCCAAGUGGAAAGCCUGUUGCUUGCUACGGCGCGGUGAUCGAUGCGAACUCUUCACCAGCAAUGUGGUGAACACCGAACUGCCCGGCGAAGCCGCACGAGCAGAGGCGGAAUGCGCUGCCUGUGGGGGCGAGUGGCUGGAGGUGUUCCAAUGGACCUCCGGUGUUUGGAAGCGUGGCGACCUUCAAAGUCCUCGCCGGGGAUGGUACAGCCGCGCCUGGGGUUCUGUGAACCGCUGGGCCGAAGUGGUGGACAUCGACCUCCUACGCCGGCUCUUCGAGAACGCGCUGGUGCGCCGGGAAAGUCGCUUGGGACAGCAGCGCUUGAAUGCUGCAGUUGCCAUGGUGGAACCCCUCAUGGCAUCGUUGGAGAUGUUCGCCGCCGCCUGUGGCAGCGAAAGUGCGAUCUUGGACGCUUCGGUGCAGCGCCAGGAGCAGCUGCAGGGGAUGCCAGCGGCGCCGCCGUUGAUGCAAUUGCCCUCAGGCUUGAUCCCCAUGGGUGAGAUCCUGGCCACUUCUGGCCUCAUUAGUUCUGGCUCUGUUGGGGACAUCCGGCUCUCCUGGCAUGAAUUCUCGGCCUCCAGAUUCGGGGACAGCACCAUGGCUGCGGUGAGAUAUGACAUCAGCGUCCUUCCCUUUGAGUACGUCUUGGGGAUCGCAGCCCCGCAGAUUGCCCUGCCGGGCCGCGCUGCGUUGGUCCGCAGCUUUCUGUUGGAGUUCAUGGUCUUCUCGGACACCACGACCUCGCUCUCGCCCGCCAGCAUGGAGACCGUAGAUGCCGGUGGCUUGCGGGGCGGAUAUCCCGCCUGGAUCAUCAAUGAGAUGAUCAAGUUGGACAUCGAUCCGGAGGCCGAAGCCGCCGAAGCCCAAGACCUGGCGGCGCGCCUGGCAGCCACCGAGGAGACGCGGCGCCAGGAGCGGCUGCGCGCCGCCGCGGAGCUGGCGGAGGCGGCGGACACCUCCACAGGCCUUCCACCUUCCUCACUCUAUGUCCUGACCCAGGAGUAUUUGGAGAACACCACGGUGACCACGUCCCCUGGAGCGCAGGGGCUACAUUUCGCCACCCCCGCCUGUCGCUCAGUGGUGGCCAAUGCGCAGGGCGAGGUCUUUGGUCGGCUCCUCGGGGAUUGCGUCCACGUCAGCAGCUCCACCACCAUCGAGAACUCCGUGGAGCUCUGCUUGCCGUUGACCUACGGCACCCCUGCCGACAUCAACGCCUUCAACAGCACGCCCCAAGCCGCGGCCGCCGGCAUGCGCUUCGACUUCGCCCUGGCCGCCACGGUGCCGCAGAGCUAUGAGGUGGACACCCCAGCAGCCCUCCAAGCCGGUGCGGAAGUGCCGGGACGGCUGGGUCCGGUAAUGUGGAACUGGGAGGAUAACGCCCAGUGGGGACGACUGCCACCUGGCUGGUACUACUUGACCCCUGCGAGCCUUCCCGUGGACUUACGCAGAGACGGCGCUGGCGGAGCACGCCUGUGUUCCAAGAUCUACAGGGCGGAGCAAACCUAUUGUCCUAUCUUGCGGCUGGGGACGCAUCCAAGAAGUCUCAUUUGGACCAAUGCUUCCGGCAUGCCGAAGGUCCUGGGCUUUGAUUCGCACUGCGAAGAGAUGGAUCGGCUGCUGAGGGAAGUGCACAACCUGCAGAAUCAGAAGAAGGAAACUCCGGUGCCGUAUUUGCCCAUGGACCAGCACGUGUCCGAUGUUCAGCUGUUGCAGGAGAGAUUGGACCGGGGCGUGCUGCCGGAUGUCAUCAUGCCGACCUCCAACAUGCCGGUCUGUCUCCCGGGGCAAUGCAUGGUGCAGAAGGGCAAUGGCUUUGAGAUUAUGGCAGUGGAAGAGGGUGACUGCGCGAUCCAUUGCUGA